UGAACUGCUCUGUUUAUAUCAAGUUUACAACUUUAUCUAAGGUGUUAUUUGCUUUAAUAUCCAGUUUCGGUUUCAAAUGCGGAUGAAUUUAACAGUCGACGAUAAUUUAAAACUUUGAAUUCUACUAGUGGAUUAAUCUAUCAAGAAAAUGCCUGGCAAAACAAAAAUGAUGCUUAGUGAUCGGGUUGCUUGCGCACUGAAGCAAUCCAUUCUGGAAUUAUGUCGUGAAGCAGUUGACAACCCGUGUCGUCUUGAGGUUGAUGGAAUUAUAUGUUUGACUGUGAACGGCAAAUAUCAACACGUCGUAAGAAUACAUGAACUCUUUGAUAGACCAAACGAUAACGAAAAUGAAAUGGAUACGACAAAGGACAUUUCAAAUAAAGGCCAACACGAUAUAACUCCGUGUGCAGAUAAAUGUGUUGCACAAGAAAAUGAACAUAAAAGGCGUAAAGCGUCCAAAACAACAUACGACAACACCGAAACGAAUAAUUCGGAUCAGAUGAAGAUUUUGAUUCAAACCGAUAAAGACACUGAUGGAAACACUUUUCCCGAAAUUAAACAGGAAGAUUUCAACAUAAAAGGUACUUCACAGCAAAAGCCGAAAUCUACUCCGCAGAUUUCUUCAGAUUCUCAUACAUUGACUGAUCGUCCAGGCUUAGAAGAGAUGUAUAAAAAAACGUCUACCACAACACAAGACAACGCCAAUAAGAAUUUUGCGGAUCGGAUAAAGAUUGAAGUUGAUGAUGUUUUUAUUCAACCUGAACCAGAAACUCAGGGAAACACGAACCCUGAAAUAAAACAGGAAGAAGCCAACGUAGUAGGUACUUCUUUGCAAAAGCAAAUGUCCACAACACAGAUUUUCCCAGCUAUUCGUACAUUUUCUGAUCGUCCAGGCUUAGAAGAGAGGUAUAAAACGUCUACCACAACACAAGACAACGCCGAAAUGAAUAUUUCGGAUCGGAUAAAGAUUGAAGCUGACAACAUUUCGAUAAAACCCGAACCAGACACCGAUCGAAGGAGUUCUCCGCAAAAACAACAUAAGGAUGACAGAACAACUGAAGAACCAAAGUCUCCUUUUCAGAUUUGUUCAGAUACUGUAACAUUUUCCAAUCAUGCAAGCUUGGAAAAUAUUUGUAAAAUUCCAAACAUAGCAUAUGACAACAAUGAAGAACCAAAGUCUACUUUUCAAAUUUGUUCAGAAAUUGUAACAUUUGCCGAUCAUGCAAGCUUUGAAAAGAGUUGUAAAACACCCAACAUAGCAUAUGCCAACACUCAAAAGAGUAUUUCGGAUGGGAUAAUGAUUGAAGCCGAGGCAGACACUAAUGGAACAGGUUAUCCCGGAAUACAACAAGCAGACGACAACAUGAAAGGUACUCCUCUACAAGAUCCUAAGUCUACUACACAUAUUUCUUCAGAAACUCGAACAUUUGCGGACCAUUUGAACUCAGAUGAUAAGAAAAUAAGCACGUCGUCUGAAACGAAUAUUCCAUGUAAAAUAUGCCACAGUACCUUUGAGAAUGUUGAACUAUUCGAAGCUCACAAUUUGGCAGAACAUGAUCAUUCUACGUGCAUUGGUUGCCUUGCUACUUUUACGUCGCGAAGUAAUAUGAAGAGACAUGUGCUCUUAAAGACAUGUAUUAAACCAUACGCCUGCAAAAAAUGCCCGAAAAAGUUUUCUCAUAACGAUGGUUUAAAAAAACAUUUACGAACACACACAUUCAAGUUCCGAUGUGCUCAAUGCAAAACCGGAUAUUCGAACAGAGCAUGUGUGAAAAAACACAUGAUAAAACAACACGACUCUAAAGAUUUCCACGUUUGUCCGCAAUGUGGUGAAAGUUAUAUUGAUAUUGUUAAGUUCCAACAACAUAAGAAGUUACACCCAGAACUGCAGGACUAUCAGUGUUCGGUUUGUUCGUUUAUGGGAUCAAAUUCUUUGAUAUACAACAAGCAUAUGUUAACACAUGGACCACUUAAGGAGUAUAAAUGCACAUAUUGUAAUAUGUCCUACUCAGAUCCUUUUAUGUAUACGAGUCAUUUGGUGAUACACAAAGGUAAUGAACAUGUACAAUCAUACACAUGUUGCUUUUGCGAAAUGACUCUCCAGACAUAUGAACAGUUUCAAAGACACGAACGAACGCACGUACUCUCGAAACAACACACGUGUGAAGUGUGUUAUAAGGCAUUUAAGUCUGCUUAUAGAUUGCGAGUACACAUGUUGUCGCACGUUACAAAGUCAACCCACCAAGACACCAGCAUGACUGACAAUGAAGAACCAAAAGAUGGUGUACCAUCUAAAACAGCAAGAGAUGACAGUUUGAGCAAUGACUUACAUGAGAUGGAGACUGAUGAAGAAAACAAUUAUAAAACCAAUACAGACGAUGAAGAUGACCUUUUGGACGACGAAGUUAUUAUGGUUGAUAGAGAAGCAAGCAACGAAUGUAAUGACUAUCUGUGCAUAGAGUGUAACCAAGAUUUCAGUUCGGAUAAAGAACUUCAGAAUCAUGAAUGUAACACGCAUUCUGUAAAUGAAGACCUAGAGCACAAUAAAUGCAUAGUUGAACUGAGUAAAAAGAAAAUGACAAACCCGUAUGAAGAAUCAACGCAAAUGGAAACAAAACAAAGCUUUAUCUACAACGAAGAAACUGUGAACGAAACAGUUACAUGUGGUGCAUGUCAGGCGAUAUUUUCUGUCUCUAAAGGUUUGGAGAAUCACUUAAAGUUAUACCCGGAUCAUAAACUGUAGAUCUUAUUAUUAUAUUGUAAAAUGGCACAUGUAUAUUCUGUUGCAUUGAAAUCAAGGAUUUCGUUUCUUCUUAUAGACGCUUUAAUUAAUGCAAUGUAAGGUAGUAGAAAAAAGACUGACUCAUGAAAAUGCUUAUCCGCCUUAUCGGAAGAACCGUGGACCGUUUUUACUACUUUAUCAAAUUACCCUUCUUUUAAAGUGAAAAAAAUAUAUGUGUGAUAUGUAAUGUUCUUUUUGAAAAAUGGGCAUUGGGUUAUUAAUAUUAAAUAAGGCAAUGGAUUUUGUCCAAUUGAAAAAACAAACUGUUAGUCAUUGAUUCAGGAACAGAACUAGCCACUGUGUCCGAUUAAUCUAUUCUAUGUCCAAGUCAGGGAGGUAUUUACUUAUAAAUGAAAACUUUAAAUGGAACAUACAAAUAAAUCAUUUAAAUAUACUAAAUAACAAAAAACGAAUUGCUCUCUUAAAACAUAUCUCGUUUUAUCAGCUGAUAAGAAAGCUAGCCUGUAAAUUUAUCAUGUUUUUAUUUCUAUAAUAUUACAUGGGGUACAUAUGUACUUGAAACUGAGUAUCCUUGAAUUACAGAAACGCGCUGAAAAGAUUAUAUAAUAACUGAUAAAACGCCAUCUUUACAAAUAUUUCUUAAAUUAAAUUGGUUUAAAUGCACGUUUUAUACUACAUUAUUAGUACAUUUUAUUUAAAUUUAUAAUAUGUUUGAAAACCUUGCAUUUCAGAUAUCCUACUGUUCUAGAAAAUGAAUCGCGUACACUUAAAUAAACAUAAUACAUGCUAGACGCGCUUUUAUGUAUAAAGCUAUUAAAAUGCUCAUCUGUGUGUAUGUGUGUGUGCGUGUGUUUGCGUGCGCCUUGGUGCGUGUGUGUGUGAAAUAUGAAAAAUAGACAUUAACUUGCUAUGCAAUCGUAAUAAACAUGAUAGAUGCAUAUGACUGUCGAUUUAAAUGCUUGCUGUUAAACAUGUAUUUCUUAUUUGUGUUUUAUGUGUUCUUUUCAUUGUUUAAUUGAUACCAAAUAGUUAUCAUUAUUAUUCCAAGUUAUUAUAAACGUUCAAGCAAUUAGCAUAAUAAAAUUUACUAGAUUUUUAAAAUCUUCAAAUAUUUAUAUUUUGAAUAAAUUAGAAAUUAUUAUGUGUUUGCUGUUUAUCUUUCGUCUGUGUAUAUACAAAUUUGAAUUUUCAUUGCUUACUUCACUUGAAGACAAUAUUGUAAAUAGCAAAUUCGUUUCUUAAUGUUACUUUCAUGUUUACUUUAAUAUUCCAAGAUUUUAUUAUACACGUUCAAGCAUGUUAAAAUUUACUAUAUUUUUAAAAUCAUCAAAUUAUCAGAAGCUUGUUAGUUAUUUGUUGUGAUUGUAAUUUUUAAGUUAUACAUAUAUCGUUGCGCCAUACAUAAAAAUCCGUAUACGACAAAAGGUCAUUGAAUAUCAAAAUGUCUCGCCAUUAUUAUUUAUAUAAUGAUGAACUGCAAAUGUUCAACUCAGAUAAAUGAAUUUUCUGUUCUAUAAAGUUAACAUUGAUAUUCUAAGAAAACUUUAAGAUAUUGAAACUCUUAAUAAAAGUUUAAAA
Ruditapes philippinarum (Manila clam) is the source of this 4321-nucleotide messenger RNA. Its product is annotated as zinc finger protein 287-like. Gene Ontology annotation, molecular function: DNA-binding transcription factor activity, RNA polymerase II-specific; RNA polymerase II transcription regulatory region sequence-specific DNA binding. The coding region runs from base 149 to 2743 and encodes 864 amino acids. Gene Ontology annotation, biological process: regulation of transcription by RNA polymerase II. The record is from RefSeq and is a predicted model, not a curated record. The transcript is spliced from 2 exons. Gene Ontology annotation, cellular component: nucleus. NCBI's taxonomy places the organism in Eukaryota, Metazoa, Mollusca, Bivalvia, Venerida, Veneridae.